AUGAGCGUGCCCGGCCCCGCUGCCUGUGCGCCGCUGCAGCAGCAGGUGGUGGGCGCUGCUGCCUGUGAGCCGCCGUGCUCGAUGGCGGCGGACCCUGCCGCCUACGCGCCACCUUUGCGCCCUCCGGCUCCCGCGCUGGCGAAGCUCUCCCUCCCACUCCCGCAGAGCUGCCACUCGAGUGUGGAGGAAGCUGCCGGGAGCGGGGCGGCUGCGGCCACGGCCGCCAACAGCUUGCUCGAGCAGGACGCCCUCGCCUCGACCGGCGGCGUCACAGACAGCCUCGCGCCCUCGCUGCCAGGCGGGGGCGAGCCGUCGGAGCAGCAGCCGCCGCAGAUGGCGCCCGAGCUGUCGCUGCUGCGCGGCCGCAACGCCGCGCUCUGGUCGCUCAGCGCGGAGGAUGGCGACGAGGAUGGGGGCGGCGGGGCAGAGGGCGGUGCCGUCCCGUCGCCUUUCGCGGCGGCAAAGCGCUGCCGCGUGGAGGGCCUCCCGCCGCCCGACAUCUGA
Emiliania huxleyi CCMP1516 is the source of this 504-nucleotide messenger RNA. RefSeq lists its product as hypothetical. Lineage: Eukaryota; Haptophyta; Isochrysidales; Noelaerhabdaceae. The record is from RefSeq and is a predicted model, not a curated record. The transcript has a single exon. Bases 1 to 504 code for a protein of 167 amino acids.